GCCGCCAGUAAUGUCGGCGAUGAUGGCGGGAGAUGUGGCUGUUGAGAGGAAGCUGCCGCACCGGCCUUUCCUGAUCGCUGUUAGCGGCGGCACCGCCAGCGGCAAGAAAUAAAGAAAAUUCUGCAAGGUCCACAAACUUGCUAGCACCACUGUAUGUUACCAAAUACAGUACUACAAAUGGAAUUUACAGCAAAAACCAUAUGUUCACAAAGACUGACAAAAUAACAUGCAAAAGAAAACAAAAUGUGCAAAUGAAAAUAAUACUGAGAACAUAAGUUGUAACAAGUCCUUGAAGUCAUCUGUGUGUCAGAAGAUUGUUGAGCUGCUGGGACAGAACAAAGUGGAUCAAGACCAGAGGCAAGUGGUAAUCCUGAGCCAGGACAGCUUCUACAAGGUGCUGACUCCCGAGCAGAGGAUGAAGGCCAGUAAAGGGCAGUAUAACUUCGACCAUCCAGAUGCAUUUGACAAUGAGUUGAUUCUCCGCACGCUCAAGGACAUUAUUAACGGACGGACGGUGCCAAUUCCAGUUUAUGACUUUGUUAAUCAUUCACGGAAGCCAGAGAUGGUGCCAGUUUAUCCUGCGGAUGUGGUUCUUUUCGAGGGCAUUCUGGUUUUCUAUUCCCAGGAGAUCAGGGACUUGUUCCACAUGAAGCUGUUCGUGGAUACAGAUGCUGAUACUCGUCUCUCUCGCAGAGUUUUGCGAGACAUCAAUGAGAGGGGCCGUGACUUGGAACAGAUUUUGACGCAGUACACUACAUUCGUCAAGCCUGCCUUUGAGGAGUUCUGCCUUCCGACCAAGAAAUAUGCUGAUGUUAUUAUCCCCAGGGGAGUUGAAAAUCUCGUUGCCAUCAAUCUGAUUGUGCAGCAUAUUCAGGAUAUCCUGGCCGGUGGCCUGACCAAACGCAAUGGUUACGUGAAUGGACACACCAUACUACGCACCCGCCACGCCUCAGAGUCCAGUACCCGGCCGCACUGAUCCCAGACAGCAAAGACGGGGAGAGACCAUCACUUGUUUACUUCCUCACAGUCGGAGUUUUACCUUGUGACUGACGAUGCUACUUCUUCCUCACUUAAAAAGAGUCUCAUUUUACUGUGGCCCUGGGUUUUCCCUCGUCUCUAGGUGCUGUUGGCAGCAAGUGAAUGGGAACAUUGAUCGUUGGUUGGGAUAUACCGUCUGCAACUCUGGAACCAAGGGUAUCGUCAUCGUUGACUUGCUUUCCAUAGUGUUUCACUCUGGGGAGAGGGGUGGAGCAUUUGUGGUAAAUAACGCCCUUCUUCUUGGUCUGGGGACUUUACCCCAGGAUGUGUGCCAUUGUGAUAUAAUUUGGGUCUUCUCAGACUGGUGAUUAUAGGUGUUUGAUUAUCUGUAUUAUAGGAUUGAGCCACCCCAUACUGCCCUGUAUGUGAUGGUUAUAUUCAGUGAAUUGACUGGAACAGGUAGCCAUUUUGUUCGGAGCAAAUUCCUAGUGCACAAGGAGACCCUGAAAUAAAUGUCAUAUUUGGCUCAGCUGAGCCAAGAAAUGAUUGUGCCACGUAAACUGUUCUUGUGUGGACUUGGUACAGGAGAGUGUGACUAGUGUCAUUAAUUUGCUUGUCUGUAUGUGCAUGCACACAUGCAUCCCAGCAGCACUUCCUAUCCCUGCUGCAGGCUGCAAUAAUUGCCUUCCAUUCAUUCGCAUUUGAUAGAUAAAUCCUUUCUAAAAUACAGCCCCAUGAAUGUGCACCGGGAGAACAGGGCUUUGAGUAGCUGCAGUGAAACAAGCUUUGCUCAAGCUGUGAAGUCUUGCACUUUGGUGAAUGAGUUCAGUUACCAUUGUCUAAAGUCGGAAAUUCUGGCUUCAUUUUGUCUCUCCCCCGGUUCCUGGAAGUGCUGUGUUUUGCUGGUGCACAUUUGCCUUUUGUGUGACAUGUUACAAGGCUUUUUUAAAAAUUCAGUCGUGACAGUGUUGGCACAGGCAAUGGGAUGGGCCUGGAUCAUUUACAGUACCUACUUGGAGAAACUCAACUGGCAAGAAUUCUGGCUGGUUGGCUCAGUGUUUCUAAGCCCUUUGUGGCUGUUUGUAUUAUCUGGAUAUAUUCAUGGGGUCACUGGAGGAGCCCAGCUGCAUCAGUUGAAUAAAAGGUUGCUGCUGAUAGUUUAAUGUUUGUGAUUCUAAGGCUGGAAUCUCCUUGGGAUUUUUCUAUAACGCAAAAUUCUGGUGGGAACGUCUGCCUGUCUUUGAGUUGCAGCUCUCUGGUCUUUGUUGCAGCCCCACCAUCCAAAGGUUCAGUGGGACUUAUAUAGCAAAAUGAAAAACUUUAUUAGCUUGGCAGUAGUCUCUGAAGAACAGCUUCCAGGUCUGUCCUGGGCUUGUAGUGUCAGAUGCUGUGAAGAGAGUGUUUAACUGUGGAGAUUGCAAAGCUGUGUAAAAUCAAGCCUCCAGUUUUCCAGGAAUUCAUCCUCUGACUGGGUCAUACAAACUCAUCACUGGAAUUCCCUGAAAUAGUCACGAGGAAUGGGGCAUGGGGAAAUAGUUAAGGGGCUUUGAGGGGUGCCUGGUGUAUUCCACGUUUUAUGCGGUAAGUCGAUAACAAACUGUCAAAUUCCUUGAAAUGGGAAUGUUUUGUUUAAGAGUUUCAAGUAGAUGCAAUGCUGCAAUUUAAGGCAUUCUGAGCUCGCACUAAUCCAAGCCUGUUUGCCUCUAGAUGUCAAUUCAUUCCUUCUCUGAUCUCCUUGUGGCUCAAGGAUAUUUCUGAAUUGUCUAAUUUCAGUUCCCUAAAUCCACCACUGUUCUGGAUGAAGCGUAAUCUCUGAACAUCGUUUAAUUAGUAGUUGGGAUUCACCAGUUGCCUGGAUUCCAUUGCACUUUCUAUAAUCAUGUAGUUUUUUUUUGAUUGUGUGUUUGGGAGAGUGCCAGGACUUCACGGGAUGUUUUUCCAACAGCUGUUGCGUAUUUCUCUGUUCAUUGGUCUACUGCCUGACACUGAACAGCAACCUUGCACUUAAUAAAUAUUACUUGAACUUUAUUGAACUGACACAAUAUUUAAGGAUAUGUCUGUGGCGUACGUGGUGAAUAUGCACUGAGCAAUGAGGUGAAAAGACCAAGGUUUAAUGUUGUGUGAUUCAUGCAGCUUGAUUUAUGUAAUCUAUUUGUUCAUUACUACUCACGGUGAAGGAUGAACUGAAAGUGUUCGUUUCCAUCAGAUGUUUAUUUUUAGUAUAUGUACUGUAUAUUAACUUAAAAGGAGUUAACUCAAUAAAAGGCUAAGGCUUGCAACACUGCUAACACCUGGCUGUUGGUA
Molecule: messenger RNA, 3282 nt
Organism: Mobula hypostoma (lesser devil ray)
Lineage: Eukaryota; Metazoa; Chordata; Chondrichthyes; Myliobatiformes; Myliobatidae
Product: uridine-cytidine kinase 2-like
Exons: 8
Coding region: 227-976 (249 amino acids)
Cellular component (GO): cytoplasm
Molecular function (GO): ATP binding; ribosylnicotinamide kinase activity
Source: RefSeq, a predicted model, not a curated record